UCUUACAAAAACUUGUUACCCUCCAGAAACAUGGCAGAAAUUUGUCUGAAUGUGCGAGUACAUCUGUGUGUUGAGAGAGAAAAAGAGAAUGCUUCUGAAAAAGUGUAAAAUCGAAAUGGAUACAGUUGGAAUGGCAUGUAGCAUGAGAGUGCUAGAGGGGUAUAACGUAGCAGAAGAUAAACUUAUUUAUUCAGGAAGCAUGGGCUUGUUAGCCAAAUCUUAUCUCCUUAGCCUUGCCAUCGAGAGUAGAAGAUAAAGAAAAAAGACCAGAUAUUUUUCCCAUUAACUCAUGGCGUCCAUUGGCAUUACUGCCUCCAUACAAAGAGCUUGCAGCUCUCAGCAUAUCACUAAGAAACAGUCGACCCAGGCCAGACCUUCACGCUCUUUGGGAACACAACAAACUACAAACGUUGUGACUCCAAAUGUUGAAGGCCUCAAGUUAGCCGAGAAACAAGAGAAAUCUCCGCUUCUGACUAUUCGCAAUCCAAAAGAACUCGAGGAUGAAAGUCAGGAUUCUAGGAAUUCUGUCGAAACAUCAUAUCCUAGAUUUUGUGACGAGAGAUGGAAGAACGGGACGUGGGAUCUCAACAUGUUUGUGAAGCAGGGAAGAGUGGAUUGGGAUGCUGUGAUUGUAGCGGAAGCAAGGAGGAGAAAAUUUCUUGAACUGUAUCCAGAAGCAUCAAGCAAUGAAGAACCGGUGCACUUCAGAAGCUCUAUCAUACCAUGGUGGGCGUGGAUCGUUCAUUCUCAUCUCCCUGAGGCCGAGCUGCUAAACGGUCGAGCUGCAAUGGCCGGAUUCUUCAUGGCCUAUCUGGUGGACGCUUUGACAGGGCUUGAUGUGGUCGGCCAGACGGGGAAUUUCGUUUGCAAAGCUGCCCUCUUCGUUACCAUCAUUGGAGUAGUCCUUUUCCGAAGGAAAGAAGAUCUUGGGAAUUUCCAGAAGCUAGCUGAUGAGGCAACGUUCUACGACAAGCAAUGGAAGGCAUCCUGGCAAAGUCCAGACACUAGCAAUGCUGUAAAAGAGCAAAGUCGUAAAGAGUAACUGAUCACUUUAAUGUUGCAGAUGUUUAUGUACGUCAAGAAUUCAGACAAGUUGGGAGAAGAAUUGGUCAUGUUUGUCAACAUAGCUCAUCAUAUGACUGGAGACUAUGUUACUACUAUCAUAUGAGAACUAAUUCGUUUAUGAGCAGUAAGAAGCAAAUUACACUUUUUGUUU
Sesamum indicum (sesame) is the source of this 1216-nucleotide messenger RNA. RefSeq names its product light-harvesting complex-like protein 3 isotype 1, chloroplastic. Lineage: Eukaryota; Viridiplantae; Streptophyta; Magnoliopsida; Lamiales; Pedaliaceae. The record is from RefSeq and is a predicted model, not a curated record.